AUGGUAGCUGUGAAGCGUUUUUUUAGAGCCGAAAUGUUGUUUUUGAAUAAUUUCAUCUCAUUUCAGUAUAUAAUAACGAUUCUACUGAUCGCCUCAUAUUCGUGCUGCCUUUUCUGUCUGAAUGCAUUCGGCUUCGUCUCAUUAUGCCUGCAAGGCUCAUUCCUAAUGUCCAUUUAUGUACUCGGACAAUUAGCCAUGAUAGCAGCACAGGUGGUCGCCGUCGCGUUCACAGUUACGGUCAGAAAAAGGCUGCACUAUAAAUUGGAAGAAACGUGGCGAGCUCGACCGGAAUGUGCACAAGCAGGCGAAUGUCUUCCUGUGGUACUUCUGGUUGCUAGCGCUAUUGUCUGUGAGCAGAGAUCUUAUGAAGAACGUAAAAGGCUGUUGAAAGAACGAGAAGAAGAAGAUGACGACGAUGAAUACUAG
This is a messenger RNA of Haemonchus placei, 426 nucleotides long. The record is from the annotation of a GenBank genome assembly. NCBI's taxonomy places the organism in Eukaryota, Metazoa, Nematoda, Chromadorea, Rhabditida, Trichostrongylidae.